This is a messenger RNA of Clonostachys solani, 1095 nucleotides long. Lineage: Eukaryota; Fungi; Ascomycota; Sordariomycetes; Hypocreales; Bionectriaceae. The record is from the annotation of a GenBank genome assembly.
AUGGAGGAUGAUGCAACAGGUAUGCUGGGGGAACAUGUUGCAUCACCAAUAUGGGAUCUCGUUGACUUCACAUACCACCCCGAAUACCAUGAUGCACGAUUGGUAAUUCUAUGCAAAGGCCAAAUGUUUGUCAUCGACAUGGACCCCGACUACUUCUCAGACUCACUUGAUCAAAAAGAGAAAUACCUCUUCUACAUCCAGGUCGCCGAUGAAGGUGAAAUAAAUGGCUUUGUGGAGGAGGAUUUCUGGGACUGGGCUGUGGCUCCCCUCAUGCCAAUCCUAGAGGCAUUGCCGCCUUCGACUGGGCUGGAAUCUGUUCAUGAUUUUCUCUUCGCCAAGUGCACCCAAUACAAACUGUGUGCCGGACCUAGUGGCCCAAUUGCCACUCUCGACGAGCAAGCCAGCUCUUAUGGCUCCUCGUUUCGCGUGUCGCUCUCGGAGCGUGAGUGCGCGCCAUUCCGCGCAUUCUCUCCGUCAGCGGUCAAGAUUUUCAAGGGAGACAUAUCUCCACCGUCUCACUGGGGUCAUCCAGAGACGGUCCUUCUGCCUGACGGAACAAUCGCCCAUCUUCGCCUAGUUCACAGCGGCCAUCUUGCAUUGCGUCACCAGCUCGAGGCUUUUCGAAAGAUAAAUGAAUCGGUUGGCAGCGAUACCUUGGUUCAGAGGAUGCAUGGGCUACUCAAGAGUGAAAACGGCCAUGUCCACGGGCUCUUGCUAUCUCACAUUGACUGCAAAUGGCAUGGGAUCCAUUCUGCUGCCAGUGAAGAAGAUGCAUCCAUGAGACCGAAAUGGGCUGCGCAAAUCCGACAGUCCGUCGAAAGACUACAUGCGGCUGGCGUAGUUUGGGGUUAUGCCGAUCCUGGAAACGUCCUAAUUGAUCGGAAUAACGACGCAUGGAUUGUUGGAUGCGGCAACGGAUACACAAAAGGUUGGACGCCCAAAGGGCUGGCCGGAACAAAGGAGGGCGACUGGCACGCCGUUGAGAAGAUACUCGGUUUUCAAUACGUGGACGACAGACAAUUCUACUUUGAGCGUAGGUCGUCAACGCUCAACUACCCGCGUGGAGUUUCUGAACAGCCAAGCACAAAAUUGUAA